Messenger RNA from Ornithodoros turicata, 2409 nucleotides. RefSeq lists its product as uncharacterized. Bases 1 to 2409 code for a protein of 802 amino acids. The transcript has 4 exons. NCBI's taxonomy places the organism in Eukaryota, Metazoa, Arthropoda, Arachnida, Ixodida, Argasidae. The record is from RefSeq and is a predicted model, not a curated record.
AUGGAGAAAGACGCUCCCCACAGCCAUGAGGGCGGCGAAGCAGGCUACUCCUCCGUCUCUGUAUCAACGAUCGCCCUCAGUGCUACCCCAGAGAAUGACGCCUCCCACGAUGGUCCGACAACCAGCGCGGAGCUAGCCGAUCCAGCUCUGAACUGCAGUGGUCCCCCUACUGAGACGCCAAUACCCACAAGACAGAGCCCUCAGGCCGACACCGACGAUAUCCCUGAAGACCUGCUUCAGGAGUUCGUCAACGAAGUGAAGAAACACCUGGACUCAGCAAAGUCAGUGUCAUCCUGGACCUGCUUUGAGGAGACGCUGACCGCGAGACCGAAGUUAUUGCCGCCGCAGUCAAGAUCCCGGCUGUACAAAAGGAACAGACGCCAGGCCGUGAGGCUUAUCGCGCAGGGGACCCAAGAAAGGUGCCCCAUAUCGGAUGAAGUGCUUACAGACCACUUCCGCCAUGUAUGGGAGGAGAAACAAGCGGACACCGAACUACUUUGUAGCAGGACACCGGCGGAAGAGGGAAUCAACUCAGAGCCAUUCUCCCCAGAAGAAGUGAGAGCUCGCCUACGCCGCUGCGAAAGCACAGCUCCUGGAGACGACCAGCUGACAUACGCCCACUGGAAGGCUGUUGACCCGGGAUGCUACUUCCUGGCAGCAGUAUUCAAUGUGUGCCUUCUAUACAGGCGGGUACCGAGCAGCUGGUGUGCCACCAGGACGGUGCUGAUCUACAAGAAAGGAGACCGCCAGGACCCAUCAAACUGGAGGCCCAUCUGUCUCGGGAGGACGAUUGCAAAACUUUAUGCGGGAUGUUGGGCCUCCAGGCUGCAAUGCUGGAUCCAGGACGAAGAAGUCUUAUCGAAAUGCCAGAAGGGAUUCCUGCCUCACGGUGGUGUGUUCGAACACAACUUCGUGUUGCAGGAAAGGUUCAACAACGCACGCAGUGGAGGAAAUGAACUAUGUGUAGGGAUGCUGGAUUACACAAACGCAUUCAGAUCUGUUCCACACAAUGCCCUAGUGGACACCGUCAAAGGAGCAGGGACUGGUGCAACAUUUGUAGAAGUAAUCCAGGACCUAUACUCGGAAAACACGACCACCGUACUGAGCAGCAAUGGAUGCACCGAGCCGAUACCUACGCGGGCUGGUAUUCGUCAGGGAUGCCCGCUGAGCGGCUUGCUGUUCAACCCGGUGGUGGACCCUAUCAUAAGGAGAAUCCAAGGGGGAGGAAAAGAACAUCGCAUCUUAGCAUACGCUGACGAUAUUACAGCCCUGGCUCCUGACCCUACGACACUACAAACAUGCAUCGACUUGGUGGCGUCCAUGUCCACGAAGCGACCCGUGGGACUCAGGGAUACCACCUUCACAGUGCUAGGCGAUCCUAUACCGGCGCUGGAGGAAUUUGCCAGUCACCCCUUCCUCGGAAAGCCGGUGGGAUUCAACAUCUUGCCCGAAGGCUCAACAGUCAGCGAUGCCAACGCCACCGGCCAGAAGAUCCUGAACUCCAUGUUGUCCCCCUGGCAACGACUGGAUGCAGUCAAGACAUUCGUCUUAUCAGCGCAGAAUUUUGAAAUGCGGCUUGGGGCUACGAACGACUACCUUUACGGCAGCAAAAAUUCCGGAGCGUGCGCCAUUCCUUUAGCUGCCGAGUUGAGCGACCUGUCUCGCAUCGACAGUGCGUUCAAGCUGCUUACAUCGAAAGACGAAGAGGUCAAGAUCCUGGCAUGUAAUGCACUGGAAAGCACCACCGAGGGAAGGCUUCGGCGAAAGGCAACCGAGCGCGACAUAGAGGACUUCCUCUCAGGCGAAAAUGAAGGUGAAUUCCGUGCCCCCGCGUCAGGCCUGAGAAACAUAUGGACAGAGGCUAGGAAAGCCUCUCGGCGCCUGCAAAUCACGUGGGAGUUCACUGACAAAGAGCCGUACCUUACAUGCGGUAGUUCCAGCGUCACCGCACUGCAAAGAAGGCGCGUGAUUGCCACCCUUCGAAAGGAACUCAGCAAUCGUCGAGACGAAAGCCUUAAAAGCCUCCCCAAUCAGGGAAAGGUAAUGGAGCGCGUCGCAGCGGACCCUUCGAGCAGCCAUUUUAUUCGCGGCGGCACCUAUACCAGGUUCUCUGAUUGGAGGUUCAUUCACAAGGCAAGGUUGAACCUCCUCCCACUCAAUGGUGCACGGCCUUGGCAAUCAGGAGGUGACACUAGAUGCCGAAGAUGCGAAUACGCCAGCGAAACGCUGCCGCAUGUACUAUGCCACUGCAAGAGGCAGAGUGCGGCCAUGACCGGCAGGCACAACCGUGCUGUGGACAGGAUCAAAAAGGCAGCCAGUGGCCGAUACACAAUAAUGGCGGAAAAUCAACCAUUGGAGUCACAGCGCUGCGGCCGGACCUCGUCCUUCAGAAAGGAGAAGAAGCAAUAA